CAGGAAGGAAGGAGGUGCCAGUCGGGCGCGGCCGCGCGGGAAGGGGACGAAUAAACCGAGUCCUCCCUCCCCGAGCGGCCCGGACGCCGCAGCCCGAGGGCCCCGCGCUCCCCGCGCACCCCGCCCCGGCCCCGCUCCGGCAGAAGGCGCGCGCGCUCGGGCGCGAGCAGGACACGGCCCCGGCUCGGCUCCGGGAGCGCGGGGGGCGGCGGCGGAGGAGGCGCCGAGGCCACACCCAGCAGCGAGCGGAUCCGGCCGCGAGUCGCCCCGCGCCCGAGCCCCGCGCACCCCCGCGGACCCGGCGCACCGAGGCCGCUCUGGCCGAGCGCGAGAGCAGCGACCAUGAUCGCUUUGUUCAACAAGCUGCUGGACUGGUUCAAGGCCCUGUUCUGGAAGGAGGAGAUGGAGCUCACGCUGGUCGGGCUGCAGUAUUCGGGCAAGACCACCUUCGUCAACGUGAUCGCGUCGGGACAGUUCAACGAGGACAUGAUCCCCACGGUGGGGUUCAACAUGCGCAAGAUCACCAAGGGGAACGUGACCAUCAAGCUCUGGGACAUCGGGGGACAGCCCCGUUUCCGCAGCAUGUGGGAGCGCUACUGCCGCGGCGUGAGCGCCAUCGUGUACAUGGUGGACGCCGCUGACCAGGAGAAGAUCGAGGCCUCCAAGAACGAGCUGCACAACCUGCUGGACAAGCCCCAGCUGCAGGGGAUCCCGGUCUUGGUCCUGGGAAACAAGCGAGACCUCCCCGGGGCGCUGGAUGAGAAGGAGCUCAUUGAGAAAAUGAAUCUAUCUGCCAUCCAGGAUCGUGAGAUCUGCUGCUACUCCAUCUCCUGCAAAGAAAAAGACAACAUCGACAUCACCCUACAGUGGCUUAUCCAACACUCGAAGUCUCGGCGGAGCUGAGAGCGCGGCCCCGCCCCUCGGACCAGCGACCCCCCUCCGGACCUGAAGCCGAGCUCCCCGCCCACCUGCUCCCCCUCCCCCAAGUCCCCCCUCGUCACUGGUGUGGGGAGGGGCCCUCCGGGCACCCGAGAGCCCUGUUCUGCUGAGGUUUGAACUCCUGUUUUUACUGUAAAAUAAAUCGCGCCCUUCUGGUCCCCUAACCGCGCCCCCCCGCCCCUGUCCC
Phyllostomus hastatus (greater spear-nosed bat) is the source of this 1126-nucleotide messenger RNA. It is a transcript of the gene ARL8A, whose product is annotated as ADP ribosylation factor like GTPase 8A. Gene Ontology annotation, biological process: protein transport; anterograde axonal transport. Gene Ontology annotation, cellular component: lysosomal membrane. Gene Ontology annotation, molecular function: GTP binding; GTPase activity. Bases 343 to 903 code for a protein of 186 amino acids. The transcript is spliced from 7 exons. NCBI's taxonomy places the organism in Eukaryota, Metazoa, Chordata, Mammalia, Chiroptera, Phyllostomidae. The record is from RefSeq and is a predicted model, not a curated record.